AGACCGAACCCGUUUCACAACGUGGCCUCCUUCUUCCACAGCAAAAUCCCAUUUUCCAAAACCCCUCUCUCUCUCUCUGACACACACUACCAUGGCGGCACUGAAGCUUCUCCUCUCCCAAGCUCGCCGCCAUUCCCUCCCCAAAUGCGCUUUCUCUAUGACCUCUCACAGAUCCCUCUGUGCUUCUUCGGAAUCAAACUCAAACCCUCCCCGAAGACCCUUCGAACCCAUCCCCAUCCAACCCGUUUCCUACCCCGUCAAGCCCAAACCCGCACCACCCGAACCUCAACCUUCACCCGAACCUCAAUCACAAUCCCUCCCCCCUUCCCCGCCGGACUCGCAACGCGCUUGGACGCGCGAGGACAUCCGCUACGUGAAGGACGUGCCGUCGAUCGCGCCGGUGGCGUACGCCUCGCGCGGCGGCGUGGCGCCUCUCCCCGAUGACAGAGCUCCCGUGGAGGACGCGGCAGAGAGCGAGAGGAGGAUGAUCGAGGCAGAGAAUGAAAUGAGGUUGCGAAUGGCCAAGGCCGUCGAAGAGGAAAGAAUGAAGGUGCCGUUUCCGCUGCUGAUUAAGCCCAAGAAGAACGAGAAGCCUCCUCCGCUUGAUUUGAACGAAGCCAUUCGCCAAGUUAAGGCCAAUGCCAAGGCAAAGUUUGAUGAAACUGUUGAAGCACAUAUAAGAUUGGGUGUUGAUUCAAAGCGAACAGAAAUGGCAGUUCGUGGUACUGUGAUUCUGCCUCAUGGUGCUCCAAAGGCUGUCAGUGUGGCUGUUUUUGCAGAAGGGGCUGAGGCAGAGGAAGCGAAAGCUGCAGGAGCUGAUAUAGUUGGUGGUAAAGAGCUUAUUGAGGAGAUUGCUAGCGGUAAAAAUAAGCUCAAAGUUGACAAAUGCUUCUCAACUCCUGGAAUGGCACCUAAUCUUGGAAAGAUAGCACAAUAUCUUAGAAAGCGAAGACUGAUGCCAGAUAAGAAACUAGGUACUCUUACUAGUGAUAUUGCUGGGCAGUUGAAAGAGCUAAGACAAGGCCGUGUAGAGUUUAAAAUGGAAAGUAAAUCAAUUUUGCAUGUGGGACUUGGAAAGGUAAGCUACAAAGAAGAGGCUUUACGGGAGAAUAUUAGUGCAUUUAUGAAUGCUGUAUUGCUUGCAAAGCCUGCUGGCUUAAAAAAGACUUCCAAAUAUGCUGGGUAUGUGUUGUCUGUCCAUAUAAGCAGCACGAUGGGCCCAGGAUUACCUGUAUCUAUACAAUCAAUAUCCAAAGCAGCAGAUAACUACAAGAAAAUGCAUAUGGUUUGAAUCAUGUGGACGUGGCCAAUGUGGGCAUUUUUCUACAUGAAUCCAAGUUUAGAUGAACAUAUGUUGUCGUAGGUUUUUGUUCAUUACCAUUGAUUAUGUAAACUUUGUUUAGUCAUAUAUGUGGCAAUAAGUGAAAAUUUUGACAAUUUUUUGUGAGCUUGUUGAAUUUUCUGGUCACCUAAUGGUGUAUCAUGUUCCUCAUUGCAAAACAGAAAAUUAUGCCUUAGUUUAUUAUUUUUAAGCAAUAGCCGCUAACCCUUUGAUAUCUGGAUUUAAUGGUUGAGAAAUGUCAGCAACACUUUCUUUUA
Messenger RNA from Glycine soja, 1599 nucleotides. RefSeq names its product 50S ribosomal protein L1-like. The record is from RefSeq and is a predicted model, not a curated record. Gene Ontology annotation, biological process: translation. The transcript is spliced from 10 exons. Gene Ontology annotation, cellular component: large ribosomal subunit. Gene Ontology annotation, molecular function: RNA binding; structural constituent of ribosome. Lineage: Eukaryota; Viridiplantae; Streptophyta; Magnoliopsida; Fabales; Fabaceae. The coding region runs from base 92 to 1291 and encodes 399 amino acids.